Rattus rattus (black rat) is the source of this 1274-nucleotide messenger RNA. It is a transcript of the gene Coq3, whose product is annotated as coenzyme Q3, methyltransferase. The transcript has 7 exons. Gene Ontology annotation, molecular function: 2-methoxy-6-polyprenyl-1,4-benzoquinol methyltransferase activity. Bases 41 to 1078 code for a protein of 345 amino acids. Lineage: Eukaryota; Metazoa; Chordata; Mammalia; Rodentia; Muridae. The record is from RefSeq and is a predicted model, not a curated record. Gene Ontology annotation, biological process: ubiquinone biosynthetic process.
UGUGAGGAGGGACCGGAAAAGGAGUAGGAUUCUGGUCGCGAUGUGGAGAGGUGGAAGGCUGAGCUCUCGUGGGGUUCGUUUCCUAGAAACACUUGGGUUUGCGUGCCCCAGCGCGGUAGCCGAGCCUCCUGGUGUAACUUCAUGGACUGCUUUCUCAGGGAACCAGCUCACUAGGAAUCUACAGAUUAAGCCAUGGGAAUUUAGUGGACACAGGACCAUGUGGCUUAGAUCUUACAGGAUAACGUUUUCCUGUUUGACCAGACUAAAAACUUACAGGUCCUCUUGGAAGAAAUUGUACAGUACUUCACAAACAGUUGACAGCAAGGAGGUCAAAACCUUCCAGGCCCUGGCUCACUCAUGGUGGGAUGAGCAGGGGAAGUUUGCGCCUCUUCAUUCUAUGAAUGACCUACGGGUGCCGUUCAUUAGAGACAAUCUUUUGAAAACAAGUACUAAUCAUGAUCCAGGAAAGCCUUUAUCUGGGAUGAAGAUUCUCGACGUUGGCUGUGGCGGUGGGUUAUUAACUGAACCUCUAGGGAGACUGGGAGCUUCAGUUGUUGGAAUCGAUCCUGUGGCUGAAAACAUUAAGAUAGCACAGCACCAUAAAUCAUUUGAUCCAGUCCUGGAUAAGAGGAUACAGUACCGAGUGUGCUCCCUGGAGGAGACCUUGAAUGAGAAUGCAGAGUGUUUUGAUGCUGUCGUGGCUUCUGAAGUUGUCGAGCAUGUGAACAACCUUGAAAUGUUCAUACAGUGCUGCUAUCAAGUAUUGAAACCUGGCGGCUCUUUAUUCAUUACUACAGUGAACAAAACACAGCUGUCCUAUGCCUUGGCAAUUGUUUUCUCAGAGCAAAUUGCAGGCAUUGUUCCAAAAGGCACUCACACGUGGGAGAAGUUUGUUUCACCUGAAAAGCUAGAAAGUAUCUUGGAACCAAAUGGUCUGUCAGUUGAAACUGUGGCAGGAAUGGUCUAUAACCCUUUCUCAGGUUACUGGCAUUGGACUGAAAAUACCAGCCUUAACUACGCAGCCCAUGCUGUGAGAGCCAGGGCUCAGGAACACCUGGAGCCUGCUGAGUCUGCUUGAACGGGGGAAGCAGAAGCACCCCGUGCCGAAGUCUCCGGCAGCCCACGUGUGCACGAGGGGCAGAGAAGAUGAGAACGCUCUGAGGACAGCAGUAAAUAUGCUUGAAGUUGUGUUGUUUACAAAUCCAAACAUCUUACUCCUUUUCGUGAGGGAUUCUGAAGAACAAAAGGUCAAUAAAAAUAUCUAAAUCAAUGGA